Messenger RNA from Protopterus annectens (West African lungfish), 1855 nucleotides. It is a transcript of the gene OC90, whose product is annotated as otoconin 90. Gene Ontology annotation, molecular function: calcium ion binding; phospholipid binding. Gene Ontology annotation, biological process: phospholipid metabolic process; arachidonate secretion; lipid catabolic process. Gene Ontology annotation, cellular component: extracellular matrix. The transcript has 14 exons. Bases 4 to 1587 code for a protein of 527 amino acids. Lineage: Eukaryota; Metazoa; Chordata; Ceratodontiformes; Protopteridae. The record is from RefSeq and is a predicted model, not a curated record.
GCAAUGUCCAUUGCAAGACAAGGUCUUUUAACAACUCCAAGAAUUAAGCCAUGGGGCUGUCCACUGGGAAACCCAAACACGAUAGCCCUGAUGCUGACCCCACCUCCUGUGGCAUUUAAUAUGCUAAAGACAAAUGCUUGUUUGAUGGAGCUGUGUAGAUUUUUCCAGCAGUGCCUAUGUAUAAGUGAAAGAAGGGUUUCUACAAAAGGAACAAAGAGGUAUUGUGCCAACUACCGCAUCUGGUAUGUAACACACAGGAAAUCCAUCUGUAAGAGGAUGACAAGGAUUCAUCAUGUACAUAAUGCUGAACCCCAGGAAUCUGACUCCUCUGCACGAAGACCAGCUAACUUUCCUCCUGUAAAUAGCAAUCACAAUGAAAACUUUGGUGCAACCUUUGAAAGUCAGCAAAGUAUAUUAUCAUUUUUGGAAUGCCUUGGUUCUCAUUUUAUAUGGCUUCAAUCAGUGUACAACAACUUCCCGUCACUGUUCAACUUUGUCAUUAAACUGAGAUGUGUCACAGGACUUUGCCCCAAAGACUUUGAAGAUUAUGGUUGUGCUUGUCGAUUUGAAAUGGAAGGACUUCCAAUUGAUGAACCAGACAGGUGUUGUUUUCAGCAUAGAAAAUGUUAUGAGGAAAUUAAAGAAAUGGGAUGCACUCUAGAUCCUGAAGAAAUUUCUUUCAAUGGUGACUGUCUCUCCAAGAAUAUUACCUGUGAUAUGGAAGAUACUUGUGGACAUCUUUUCUGCCUUUGUGACAAAAUUGCCAUUGAAUGCUUUCUCAAUCUGGAGAUGAACUCUUCAAUGAAAAACCUGGACAAAUCAUUUUGUCCUGCUCUACCAACAGCCAGUCCAGAAGAAGUAACUGACACAGCUUUAACAGCCCUUCCAAAUGAAAGAUUACGGAAGGAUAUGAAGGAACCUGUAACUGCAGAGACACCUUUCCAUCAUCCUGGUGUAACAACCGCUAAAUUAAGGAUUGCAGCAGCAGCAGAAGUCUGUGAAAGAAGCACUUUUCAAAUUCUGAAAGAAAAUGGUCAGCUAAAGCAUGAGUUACCACACCUUGGAGAAAUGCUGUUUUGUUUGGCAGGCCAGUGCUCCCAGAAGUUUGAGAGGUAUGGCUGCUUCUGUGGAUGGGAAGGAAAAGGACAGCCAUUAGACCAGCUCGACAGGUGCUGCUUCCUACAUCAAUGCUGCAUCGAUCAGAUAAAAAGACUUGGCUGUAGACUAUCACAGAGCUCAAGUACACAUGUGACCUGUAUGGAGAAUAAGCCUGCAUGUUUUGGUGGGACUACAUGUGAUCGAUUCUUAUGUUCAUGUGCUAAAGCUGCUGCUGAAUGUAUGGCAGAGGCACCAUUCAACAGAACCUUAAAACUAACCAACAGACACCAAUGCAGGGGUGAAAAAGCUUCAUGCGAACGGGACCAACAUGUCAGGCUGUCAAGUAAAACAGCGGGGGGCUCUGCGACAGAUGGCUCACGGGAAGAAGACAGCUCAGAGGAAGAAGAUCGGGAUGAUACCCCAAGAAGGGAUGUCCGUCACAGAUCAAGUUUUUAUUUAGGAAUAUGGCGUUCUGAAACAGCACCAUAGGGUCAUGGUCCACUACGUUCCCUACUAUCUUAAAAAUAGUAGGAGGGGCUGCCAGCUGCUUUUCUAGUGUUGCAAAUUGUAUUUAGAAAUAUACUUUGUAUAUGAUCAUCUGCAGGAUUGCUGAUGUACAAUGUCUUGUGUAUUAUAACAUUGGCUGCUCUUACUGAAAAUAUAGCCCUACAAUUAUUUGAUGUUAUUCUAUAAAAUUAUAUGUGCUUUAAUAAAAUAAUACACUUGAGUAUGGUACAAAUACUAUUAGCCUUGAAAA